AUGAGCUAAAACCAGUCUAAUGUCGGACAAGUCACACAAGGCGUGCAUUUAGGUUCACAGCACCGGCUAAUAACACGUCAGCAUUAAUUGGACUCUCGCACUCUAGGGUGGGGUCCAGAAACCCUCGAAUCGAUCCAUGCGUCGAGACCCCCGCAGGAAAGUCCUCUUCCAUCCCUCCCCUAAUACACGUCCAGAGCUGUGCUAACCUCUGUCUCAAGAUCAUGUCCAGUGUCUCAUUGAAUAAUUCUAUCUGUCCAGUGUGCCAACGAAAUUAUCGUGGACCUCGUUCCAGGGACUGCCUUCGCGACCAUCUUUGGGAAUUCAGCUCUAGGUGUGAAAGGCAUUUGGAACAGUAUACCUACUACUUCCCACGUGCAAGGAGAUGCGACAAACCAGGAGUCAGCUGCUCGUUGUGUUCUCGCCGGUAUACCAGGCCUUCUUCUCUGAAGAGGCACCUAGCGGCUCAUGGACCAAAGAAGCACCUGUGUCACGGAUGUGGAAAGACGUUCCGUGAAAAGCGCAAUGUUGAGGAGCAUUUGCAAAAGAGACGUUGUAAGCUUUCUCAGACUCACGAAGUUGAGCCUCAGAACCUGCGUAUCGACCAUGAUCAGGAAGUUUUCACUCCAGCAGAGCCUACAAAUGGCGGAGCAGAAGAAACCACUUCUCGACUUUCCAGACCUGUUGCGACGAGGCCAGAAGAAACCACCUCCCUUUGUGGGCAUACCGAACCUAUCGAGCCACAGAACUUCGAUCUUUCCACACUGGUGCAAAUAUUCAACAGCGAGAAUUUGGUGGCAAACUCUGCUCCGAAUUAUAACACCUCAACUGUUGUCGAACCAUUAAACAGCGACUGCUUGAACCCUUUACUUAUUGACCGCUCACUCUCCAACGUUGAUCCCCAUAGCUUUGACCUCUCGACCAUGGUUCACGGAUUUCACGAUGCCUCGGCGUACACUUUCACGGAAAAUUUCGAUCUUUCGGCCUUGGUUCGUCCGUAUGGGGGAUCAAUGUUAUCAGCACAGGGCUUGAUAUCAACGCAACCCGGAGUCGUGUUUCACGGUUGAUGCAAGUCAAGUGUUACGGAAGCAUGUUGCGGGGUCUUGUCGGCAUUCAUAGCUCCGCAAUGAAGAGGCCAUCAAGUCCUGCGCUCACUUCGACUUCACCAGUAAUGUAGAGUGUCCAUCCCGGCUUUAACUCUACGUCCGAUGCAACAGGACACCCAGAAACUAUUCGGAUAGGAACAAUAGACGCCGAGCCUUUUCUGUUAUAGAAUCGCGCCGCUCCUGGACCAGUCCGAAGGACAGUGUAUCCCCAUCGGCGAAAUUUGAUCUUAACAAUUAGAAAAUUAUUCAAUAGUUUUUCAUCAAAACAUACCUUGUUAUUGGUUUUCAGUAAGUUGAUGAGGGGUUUGCAGGCUUCUUCUAGACCUUCAUCGACGCAUUUUUCUAGAUUGUCUCCCUCCUUCUCAAACUUAGCCUUGUCUCUAAGCCACUUGCUCAGCUCUCGAAGUAUCUCAGUCGUGUCGGCGGUAAUCUGCUCCUGCUCAAGAUGCAAUUGCCCCGGUGUGUGUGUUGCCAUUGCUUGCUUUUGCUAGCCUUCCCGACAGUCGGGCUUUUGUGGGAGUGCCCGCCUUCCUUCCAAG
Aspergillus calidoustus is the source of this 1642-nucleotide messenger RNA. NCBI's taxonomy places the organism in Eukaryota, Fungi, Ascomycota, Eurotiomycetes, Eurotiales, Aspergillaceae. The record is from the annotation of a GenBank genome assembly.